Molecule: messenger RNA, 591 nt
Organism: Solanum lycopersicum (tomato)
Lineage: Eukaryota; Viridiplantae; Streptophyta; Magnoliopsida; Solanales; Solanaceae
Biological process (GO): negative regulation of catalytic activity
Molecular function (GO): pectinesterase inhibitor activity
Source: RefSeq, a predicted model, not a curated record
AUGAACCCGAUUGUUCUGGUGGGUCAUACUCUAAGACAACAUCUGUAUGACAUUCCUGAACUCAGCAUUGGAGACUUCUUGAUUUGGGAUUGGAGGAGCUGCGUUUGCAUUCUUGGCAUUCGCAUUCCUAGCGUUAGCUCUACGAAUGAGACAUUCAUAGCAGGUAUAUGUAAACAAGUACAAGAUCCUCCUUUUUGCUUAAACACUUUUAGAAAAAUUUUAGCCCAUCCGUAUGUUCCUGCAGAAGUAACACGAGCCGCUAUCGCUCAAUCAUUACAAAAUGCUAACAAUAACCAUGCUUUCAUACAAGUAGCUAAAGCAGCUGCAAAAGACAAAGAGACCCAAGACUUGUAUGCCAUUUGUGAUAGUAGUUAUGGAUUAAUGAUAAUCGUUCUUCAAGAUGCUGCCCAAUCAUUAGCUAAAAAGGAUUAUAAUGGCUUGGAAACUGACCUUUCAAGGUGUCCCAAAUUUGUGAGUGAUUGUAAAAAUGCACAUGGUAGCAAGACAACGCCUCAAAUUUUAGAUAGAAGUAGGAAACAACUUGAUCUUAUAAUCAUGUCAAAAGUUGCUGAAGGUCUCAUUAAGAAAUAG